Molecule: messenger RNA, 1255 nt
Organism: Ostrinia nubilalis (European corn borer)
Lineage: Eukaryota; Metazoa; Arthropoda; Insecta; Lepidoptera; Crambidae
Product: heterogeneous nuclear ribonucleoprotein 87F-like
Exons: 6
Coding region: 95-1069 (324 amino acids)
Biological process (GO): mRNA splicing, via spliceosome
Cellular component (GO): catalytic step 2 spliceosome
Molecular function (GO): mRNA 3'-UTR binding
Source: RefSeq, a predicted model, not a curated record
GAACGGUCGUUUGCGUAUCACCGUUCGCUUCAGCAGUGUUGAAAAAAAGUGUUAAUUUUUUAAGUUUAGUUUAACUUCAAGUGUUCUCAGCAAAAUGAGGCCACAGCAGAAUGGAGAUGAUGGCUUUGAUGAGCCCGAGGUUCACCGCAAAAUCUUUAUCGGUGGGUUGAACUAUCGCACCACCGACGAGUCUCUAAAAUCCCAUUUUGAGAAAUGGGGAGAAAUCGUCGAUGUUGUCGUCAUGAAGGACCCGAAAACCAAGAGAUCCCGUGGGUUCGGCUUCAUCACUUAUUCCAAGGCACACAUGGUGGAUGAUGCCCAGAACAACAGGCCGCAUCGCAUUGACGGACGUGUUGUCGAAACUAAGCGCGCGGUUGCCAGACAAGACAUUAAAAACCCUGAGGCUGGUGCCACAGUGAAGAAACUGUUUAUUGGUGGCAUCAAGGAUGACCAUGAUGAAGAGCAGCUUAGGGAAUACUUCUCGAACUACGGCCAAGUUCAGAGCGUCAGUGUGGUCACGGACAAGGCGACCGGCAAGAAGAGGGGAUUCGGAUUCGUUGAAUUCGAUGACUACGACCCUGUUGACAAAGUUUGUUUGAAUGCCCCCCACAAGAUCAAUGGAAAGCCAUUGGAUGUCAAGAAAGCUCUCCCUAAGGAUGGUUCUGAACAGAGGGGAGGAAGACAAGGCCAAGGCAGAAAUGAUAGCUGGGGCAACCAGGGUGGCUAUGGAAACAACCAGGGCGGUUGGGGCAACAACUCAAACCCAUGGGAUAAUAACCAAGGGGGUGGAGGAGGCUGGGGUGGUAACCAAGGGGGUGGUUACGGGGGUGGCGGCGGCGGCAACAGCCGCGGAGGAUGGGGGGGUGGUAACCAAGAGUUUGGCAACUAUGGCCAACAGAGCUACAGCGGGGGUCCGACUAGGAACCAGCAAUAUGGGGGCAACAACCGCGCCCAGCCCUACAGCAUGAACCAGGGUGGCGGCGGUGGCGGUGGUGGCGGCGGCUACGGUGGCGGUAGCUAUGGCGGCGGCAGCCAGGGCGGCAACCGAGGUGGCGGCGGAAGAUUCUAAACAACGUUUCGUGCUAAGUACACUAGUAAAGCAGAGUUAUCCGAGCUAGUGUAGGCAGUACGCUCCGGAGCACUAGUUACACACCUCAUGGUCCGCCCGCGAGACCACCUAGGAGACGCCGUCAGGAUACCAUAGAUGUAGCUGGAGCUCUUGACUCUUAGUAAAAUAUUCAUAGUAUUUUUUAAA